GCUCUGCUGAUCCAAUAUGCAGUACGGGAUGGACUCAGUAUGGACUCAGCUGUUACUACUUGUCUUCAGACUCAAAACCAUGGAAUGCCUCCAAGAAAGAGUGUGAGGACAGGAAGGCCCACCUGGUGGUCAUUAAUGACGAGGGGGAGAUGAAUUUUCUGCGCGGGAUUUCAGAAGUCAAUGGCGUGUGGAUCGGCCUAACGGAUGCGGAUGGAACCUGGAGAUGGGUGGACGGAACAUCUUAUGACAAGACUCCAAAGUAAGACACUGAGACCUCGAAUAUCA
Messenger RNA from Nanorana parkeri, 285 nucleotides. Its product is annotated as asialoglycoprotein receptor 1-like. The annotation marks the transcript as partial. NCBI's taxonomy places the organism in Eukaryota, Metazoa, Chordata, Amphibia, Anura, Dicroglossidae. The transcript has 2 exons. The record is from RefSeq and is a predicted model, not a curated record.